This is a messenger RNA of Lacerta agilis (Sand lizard), 1438 nucleotides long. It is a transcript of the gene VAT1, whose product is annotated as vesicle amine transport 1. The record is from RefSeq and is a predicted model, not a curated record. NCBI's taxonomy places the organism in Eukaryota, Metazoa, Chordata, Lepidosauria, Squamata, Lacertidae. Gene Ontology annotation, molecular function: zinc ion binding; oxidoreductase activity.
CUCGCCUUCUCUCUCUCUCUCUCUCUCGCCCUCGCAGCAGAAGCAGCAUCUGCGCGCCCGACGGGUCUCUGCCAGCUUCCGAAGCUGCCAUGUCCGGGGAAGAGGCGGCCGGGGGCGAUGCGGGCGCCCCGCAAAGCGGCACCGCGGCGCCACCGGAGCAGCAGCAGCAGCAGCAGCAGCAAGAAGCGACUCCGGCAGCGAAGCCUGCCGAGGAGGGCAAGGCUGCGGGGGCCCCGUCGGAGGCGGCUGCCGCUGCUCCAGCUGCUCCCGGGCGCCAGUACCGAGCGCUGGUGCUGAGCGGCUUCGGCGGCUACGAGAAAGUGAAGGUGCAGACGCGGCAGUUGCCCGCCGCCGAGCCCAGCCCGGGCGCGGGCCAAGUCAGCGUGGAGGUGCGGGCCUGCGGGCUCAACUUCGCGGAUCUGCUGGCCCGCCAGGGGCUAUACGAGAGGCUGCCGCCGCCGCCCUGCAGCCCGGGCAUGGAGGCGGCAGGCACCGUCUUGGCCGUGGGCGAGGACGUCUCCAGCCCCAAGGUAGGUGAUAAGGUGAUGGUGAUGGCCAGGUCGGGGCUCUGGCAGGAAAUCGUGACCGUCCCAGCCAACCAGACAUUCCCCAUGCCGGAAGGAAUGAGUUUCGAGGAAGCGGCUGCCUUUUUGGUCAACUACAUCACCGCCUAUAUGGUCCUCUUUGACUUCGGCAACCUGCGACCCAACCAGAGCGUCCUGGUCCACAUGGCAGCAGGUGGCGUGGGGACCGCAGCCGUCCAGCUCUGCAAAACUGUGGAGAACGUCACCGUUUUUGGCACAGCUUCUGCCUCCAAACAUGAAGCCCUCAAGGAGAAUGGGGUCACCCACCCCAUUGACUACCGGGCAGCUGAUUAUGUGGCAGAAGUGCGGAAAAUCUCUCCCAAAGGUGUAGAUAUCGUCUUAGACCCUCUGGGGGGUUCAGAUACCACAAAAGGCUUUAAUCUCCUGAAGCCAAUGGGAAAACUAGUCACUUACGGUGUCGCCAACUUGCUAACAGGGCAGAGGAAGAACCUGAUGGCCAUGGCAAAGACCUGGUGGAACCAGUUCAGCAUCAAUGCCUUGCAGCUCAUGCAUCUCAACAAGUCUGUCUGCGGCUACCACCUGGGUUACCUAGACGAGGAGGUGGAGCUCUUGAGCAGUGUGGUGAACAAGCUGGUUGCGCUCUACAACCAAGGCAAAAUCAAGCCCAAGGUGGACUCCGUCUGGCCCUUUGAUCAGGUGGUAGAUGCCAUGAAGCAGAUGCAAGAGAAGAAAAACGUUGGGAAAGUUGUGCUGAUUCCCGAAGCAGCGCCGAAGGACGAAAGCAAAGAAGCAGAGAACUAAAGUGAAAAGGCGUGGGUGGAUUGUCUGACCUCAGGUCCUCAUGUUGUUGUAUUUUUGGGUUGUGUUAUUUUUUAUUUUAUUUUUUAUUUUUG